Octopus sinensis (East Asian common octopus) is the source of this 621-nucleotide messenger RNA. Its product is annotated as serine/threonine-protein phosphatase 6 catalytic subunit-like. The transcript has 3 exons. NCBI's taxonomy places the organism in Eukaryota, Metazoa, Mollusca, Cephalopoda, Octopoda, Octopodidae. Gene Ontology annotation, molecular function: protein serine/threonine phosphatase activity. Gene Ontology annotation, cellular component: cytoplasm. Bases 1 to 621 code for a protein of 206 amino acids. Gene Ontology annotation, biological process: peptidyl-serine dephosphorylation; G1/S transition of mitotic cell cycle. The record is from RefSeq and is a predicted model, not a curated record.
AUGUCCAGAUGGUCAUUGUUUAGCAAAAUAUUCCACAAGCUUGGAUUCGAACUUACGAACAAGGAAAUCUCAGACAUUGUCAGCAGCAAACCACUGAUCAUCGAGAAGGUCCUGUUUUAUAUUCUCGACAACUUGACCUCCUGGACUGACAGGAAACCCAAAGUCCCCGGUCCUCUGAAUUAUUAUAUUGAAGGCCCUAAGGAAUACGACAAAAAGGGGGACUACGUGGACAGAGGGCACUACAGUCUGGAGACACUGACCUAUCUGCUUCUCCUGAAGGCUCGUUCGCCAGGAAACAUAAUUCUUCUUCGAGGCAACCAUGAAAGUCGAGGAAUCACGAAGGUCUACGGAUUUUACGGUGGAGGUAUCGCAACAUUGCUAGACGAAUGCCUCAACAAGUACGGGAAUUCGUGUGCCUGGCGACACUGCUGGAUUAAGUACAUGUUUGACAAUAAGGUGUUGACCGUGUGGUCUGCCCCCAAUUACUGCUACCGUUGUGGUAACCAGGCUGCCAUCGUUCGCUUUAAUGAGGAUUAUUCUCGUGAUAUUAAAGUGUUUGAUGCUGUCCCGGACGAGGACAGAGUAGUGCCACAAGGAAUUGUUACUCCUUAUUUUAUAUAA